Messenger RNA from Budorcas taxicolor (takin), 1497 nucleotides. RefSeq names its product fascin actin-bundling protein 3 (gene FSCN3). Bases 1 to 1497 code for a protein of 498 amino acids. The transcript is spliced from 6 exons. Gene Ontology annotation, cellular component: actin cytoskeleton; lamellipodium; growth cone. The record is from RefSeq and is a predicted model, not a curated record. Lineage: Eukaryota; Metazoa; Chordata; Mammalia; Artiodactyla; Bovidae. Gene Ontology annotation, biological process: cell migration; actin filament bundle assembly; establishment or maintenance of cell polarity. Gene Ontology annotation, molecular function: actin filament binding; protein-macromolecule adaptor activity.
AUGGAGGAGGUGGAGUGGACACCAAGACAACCCAGGGCCGAGGACCUAAAGGUUGGGCUCAUCAGCUGGGCAGGAUCCUACCUCAGUUAUCAACCAUAUAAGAAUACAGUCACAGCUACGGCAAAGGGCUUGGGCCGGAGACAGACCUGGGAGAUCCUAGUGAGCAAUGAGCAUGACACACAGGCUGUGGUACGACUAAGAAGCUUGCAGGGUCUCUACCUUCUGUGCGAGGCAGACGGUUCUCUGUGCUACGGGCGGCCAAGGACAAGCCAUCACGGGUGCUUCCUCAUCCGUUUCCACCGCAAUGGCCAAUGGACCCUCCAGUGCAUCAUCAGUGGGCGCUACCUGGAAUCUGAUGGCGAGGAUGUUUUCUGUACCUCCCGGGUCCUCUCAGCUUACCACAUGUGGACCCCUCGGCCAGCCCUGCACGUCCACGUGAUCCUCUUCAGCCCCCUCAACCACUGCUAUGCCCGGGCUGACCCUACCAUGGGCCGAGUCUGGGUAGAUGCACCAAUUCCAUGUCUGGAGGAAUGCGGCUUCCUGUUGCACUUCCAAGAUGGAUGCUACCACCUGGAGACCUCUGCACACACCUUCGUGUCCCACUUAGACCGGCUGGUCUCCCAACCCUCAACGCAGACAGCUUUUCACAUGCAAGUGCGUCCUGGAGGGCUUGUGGCGCUGAGCGAUGGGGAAGGAGGCAUACUGUAUCCACAGGGCACACGCCUACUCCUGAGCCUGGGCUCCAGUCCCCAUGGAGGCGAGGAGUGGUUCAUCCUGCAGCGCUGCCCAACAUGGGUUAGCCUCACGUCCAAGGCUCGGAAGUUCCUCUCCGUCGUCUAUGAUGUGGAGGUGUGUGCUGCCUCUGAGCACAUAAGCCCAAUGUCAUUGUUCCAGUUUGAAUGUGACAACGAGACCCCCACCUUGCAGCUUCGUUCAGCCAAUGGCUGCUACCUAGCCCAGAGGCGCCACAGGGCGGUGAUGGCUGAUGGGCACCCAAUGGAGUGUGAAACCUUCUUUCGUAUGCACUGGAACUGUGGCAGGAUCCUCCUGCAGUCUCCCAAUGGACUCUUCCUGGGCAUCGCAGCCAAUGGCCUGUUGAUGGGCAGUGCCACCAUUCCAGGUCCAAAUGAGGAAUUUGGGAUUCGAUUAGCCAACCGCCCCUUCCUUGCCUUGCGGGGUCGGUAUGGGUAUGUGGGUACCUCGUCAGAACACGACCUCCUGCAGUGCAAUAUGGAUCAACCAGACUGCAUUCACCUGCUGCCCUGCCGCCAGGGCAUCUACCACUUCCAAGCACAGGGUGGAUCCUUCUGGUCAAUAACAUCCUUCGGCACCUUUCGGCCCUGGGGAAAGUUCGCCCUCAACUUCUGUAUCGAGCUUCAGGGCAGCAACUUGCUCACAGUGCUGGCACCCAAUGGCUUCUACAUGCGAUCCGACCGAAGUGGUACCCUGUUGGCAGACAGCGAAGACAUUACCAAAGAGUGUAUUUGGGAAUUUUAG